AUGUAUCAGCUUUCUUGAAUAUAUACUUCAAGAACAGUGUUACUGACCAAAGCAAACCCAAAUUAGUCAAGCUGAUUAUUACUGGUUAAUCAUGGCUGUACAGAAAGAAAAGCAAGAAGGGAAACAAGGUAACACCAAUCCACAAAAACUUAAUUCUUUCCUUUCUCUACGAGGAGUGGCUGGCCGAACACAGCGUUUGAGAACCAAAUCAUCAGCUCAGGCUGAACCAGACACAUCAAUAUCCACAUUACCUGAAGACCUCAUUGUAGAAAUACUUUCCAGGGUACCAGUCAAGCCUCUAUUACGAUUCAAAUGCGUAAGCAAAAGCUGGAAUUCUAUAAUUUCUGAUCCUCGUUUCGCAAAGCUCCAACUUAAGCGGGCGAAAGAAAACAGCAAUAUCAGCUGCAACAGACUCCUCCUGUCAACUUGGUCUCCGCGAUCCUUAGACUUCGAAGCAUUCUGCGAUGAUGAUCUCAGCAAUACAAUAACAAAUGUUAGUUUUCCAGCAAUUGUCAAGGGUCCACCGACAUUUUAUGUCCGAAUUCUGGGGUCUUGUGAUGGCCUGGUUUGUUUACUUGAUGACUAUGGAACUAUGUUCUUAUGGAAUCCUACUACUAGACAGUACAAAGAAUUGCCAAAGCCUAAAGGUGCUGUCUACAGAAUGUUUCUCCAUGGAAUUGGCUAUAAUUUUUCUACUGAUGAUUAUGGAGUCGUAUUUGCUAGCCGUUUUACUGAUGAUGGUAAUGAAGAAACCACUGUUGAACUCUAUACAUUGAAAAAUAAUACUUGGAGAAAAAUUGAAGACGUUGAUUCAACUCCUGAGCCGUCAGGAAGAUCAGGAAUUUUUUGGAAUGGAGGCCUGUAUUGGCUAAAGGUGAAAGGAAGUGAUUGUGAAAAAGUUUAUAUUAUUGUUUCAUUUGAUAUGGUGGAGAAGAAAUUCAAAGAGGUCCUAUCGCUACCAAGACAUUUCGAUCCGAGUAGAUACAAAGCAAAUUUAGGGAUGUCAGGAAACAGCUUGUGUGUAUUCUGUGAAUGCAAAGGAAGCUGUUUUGAAACAUUGGUAUUGAAUAUCAAUGGCACUGAAACAUUCUGGACUAAAUUGUUCAGCUUCCCUCAUGACAGGUUUCCUGGAUUUGAUAAUGCAGUAUUAUGCACAACAAAGAAUGGUGAAGUUGUUUUGGAAUGUGAUGGAUGGAAAUUAUACUUGUACAACCCAAAAGAAGGAACUUUCAGGAAUUUUGAGAUGAAUAAUGGUGGGGAUGUUUGUGAGUUAGAAUUAUAUAUAGAAAGUCUAGUUUCACCUAAUGUUUAGGGGAGCACAUAAAUUAAGAAGAAGCCCUUAGGAGCAGAAUGCAUCAUAUAUGUUAAGAGAAUACAUUCACUA
Molecule: messenger RNA, 1384 nt
Organism: Ricinus communis (castor bean)
Lineage: Eukaryota; Viridiplantae; Streptophyta; Magnoliopsida; Malpighiales; Euphorbiaceae
Product: F-box/kelch-repeat protein At3g23880
Exons: 1
Coding region: 92-1312 (406 amino acids)
Molecular function (GO): protein binding
Source: RefSeq, a predicted model, not a curated record